CGAUAGGGACCGGUCAACGCUUCUUCAACUGUGACUGGCUCGGAGGGCAGGUUGUAUGCCUUCCUCCUCUCCUUGGAGACAAGUGCGGUUGCCGACAUGGUGAGUAGAAGGUGAGUAUGAACAUCCUUCCAUGGUGUCAUGAGGAUUUGGGCAUACCGGGGAGUGGGUUUCUUUACCCGUUUCCCUCUGCCCAAUUCUUCCUUCCUUUUUUCAGCUCCACCCAUUUGGGCUACAGCUCCAUUGUUUAGCCCUUGCUCCACUGAGUCUUCAUCAAGUUCCCGUCCGAUGAGAAUAGCGCCUUCCUCAAGUAGGCCUUCAAUUUCUGCUGCUGCCUUGUCAUUGCUUUUUGAAUUGAUCAGCUUCCACGGGUUGGUGUGGUCCGAGCUUGUAGCGUCGUCCACUUCUUCCUCUCCAUCAUGCCCAUGCUGAUUUUCUGCUUCAUCUUGGUCAGCACUCUCUCCAUGGAUCCCACCAGUUCUUUCCUUUUCCUGGUUGCGCUCCCUUUCAUCCUUUGGUUCCUUGGGUGGUGCUGGCUGCUCCGGGACCUCCCACACCCAAUCCACCCCUGCAGUUGGGUAGUCGUCGUAGUCUUCAUCUUCAGUGUAAUCAUUUGCUGCCCCAAUUCCUUCCGUGUCAUUCACAUCCAUCAUCUCCUCAACCGGAGAUGGUGCUGCUGCCGUCGGUUCCUUUGUUGCUCGUUUGUUCUCAGCUGCAGCCCCCGUCUUCAUUCCCUUCCACUCCAAGUAGGUGUCAAACUCGUAGAAGGUGACAUCUCUGGUUGCUGUCACCUUGCCUGUCUCCACAUCCCUUAUAAUCCAACCUUUGCUCUCUGGGCAGAUUCCCAAGUAGAUUCCCCACUUGGUUCGAGGUAGGAGCUUGUGGUCGGGUCCCGCCGGCUCCCGGUACUGCACCAUGCAGCCCCAUACACGUAAGAACUCCAGGUUUGGCUUGCGCUUGUAGAACGCCUCGUGGGGUGUGAUGUCGGCUACAAGUCCCUUAGUCGGUAGUCGAUUUUUCAGCCAACAUGCCAUGCCGAGUGCGUCACCCCAAUAGUGUAGAGGCAGUCCGCUAUCCGCCAGCAUGCUUCUUACGCUUUCCAGUAGAGAUCGGUUCACCCGCUCUGCUAUGCUGUUGUGUUGAGGAGUGUGCGGCACCGUUAGUUGCUGCCGAAUGCCCUUUGACUUCAAGUAGCUCUUGAACUUUUGAUUGAUGAACUCGCCACCAUUGUCCGUCCUUAGUACUUUUAGUUUCCUUCCGCUUUGCCUUUCCGCUUCAGCCUUCCAGUCGAGGAAGCUUGCGAACACUUCAGAUUUGUUCUUGAUCUCCGUCACCCAUGUAUGUCGUGUGCCAAGGUUGGUGAAGGUAACAAAGUACUUGCUGCCAUGUCGGGAAGCCACCCUCAUAGGCCCGCAAACGUCGGCAGCCACGAUGUCAAGUAUGUUGUAUGGCUCCCGAACCUCAUGCUUGGGGUGAGAAGUCUUGGUAGCCUUUCCUUCCACGCAGGAGGUGCAACUCAGCUCUUUUUCUGUAUCCUCUGUCACCUUCACUCCCACUGCCAUGUUUUUCUUAAUCAACUCAUUGAUGCGCGUAUGUCCAGCGUGCCCUAGCCUUCGGUGCAGCAGGUUGACGUCCACUGGUGUCACCGUUGCUGCCUUGGGAGAAGCUUGCUGCUGGAGUUCCUUGAUGGGCGUCUUCUCUAGCAUAGUACGAAGCUCGUCCCUUGCUGUCUUCCCUUCCUCCGGUUCAGCAAGGUAUGUAGAUCUUGCACCAUCUUUCUGCUUUUCAUGUAGCUUCAUCUCGUACAGCCCUUGCUUGCGUGCGCCUUCCGCUAGCACCUUCCAGUCAGGGCCGAACACCCAUAGGCGCCCCUUGUCACUGUAGGUCUUGCAUCCGCUGCUGUCCAGCUGUGAUUGACUGAGUAGAUUCAGAGUCAAUCGGUCCACCAGCAACACGCUGUCCAACUUUAACUCUCCAUAUGCCCCUUGUAACACCAUAUCUCCUUCCCCUUUCACUGGAAGCUGCCCUUCAUCUUCCAGCAGCACAUAUGGGACCGUAGAAGCUCUGAAAUCUUGCAGCCAACCUUCUUGAUUGGUCAUAUGUUGGGUACAUCCACUGUCCAUGUACCACUCCUGUCCCUUCAGCCCUGUUGCUAGCAGGCACGCUCCAGAAGCACGUGCAACAUUGGCCUUGUGUGCACCUCCAAGAAUCACGUCUUCAUUGCCGUUGUUCGCCUCUGCAACAUUGGCUUUCGCAGGUGAAUGAGGUUUGUACUGCUGCUGUCCACCCCUGUAGUUUUUGCUUGUAGGGUUGGAGUAGCAGUAUAUUGCCUUGUGGCCAUACUUGUGGCAAUAGUUGCACGUUCCAGCAAACCCGCUUCGCAGCCGUUGUUCAUCUCCACUUGCUCCUUCGCUGGUUCCUUGUCCGGUUGC
Messenger RNA from Closterium sp. NIES-67, 2429 nucleotides. Lineage: Eukaryota; Viridiplantae; Streptophyta; Zygnematophyceae; Desmidiales; Closteriaceae. The record is from the annotation of a GenBank genome assembly.